AUGACAACCUUGUUGAUUACUACAGGUGCCACAGUCACAUUCACAUCGUUGAUUGAAAAGGUUCUAAGCUUAAGCUUUAUAAAUAACUUGAUUGAUAUUGGAGUAUCGAAAUUAUAUCUACAAUAUGGAAAUGAAAUAAAAAAAUCCAAACAUAUAAGUAAAGCUGCUUUUGAAAUUAUACUAGAAAAGUCUGGAAUAAUUAAACAAUUAAACUUCAAAGUAAACGAGGAUACUGAAAGUAACACAUAUAAACUAAUCAAUUUCAACAUUGAAAUAAUCGCAUUUCCAUUCUCAUCAAAUAUAGACUCAUAUAUAAAAAUCUCAGAUUUAGUGAUAUCUCAUGCAGGGACAGGUUCAAUUAUAGAUACAUUAAAGUACAAAAAACCUUUAAUAGUUAUAGUGAAUGAUAAACUAAUGGAUAAUCAUCAGCUUGAAAUUGCAAAUGAAUUUGUGAAAUUAAAUUAUUGUCUAAAUGAAAACGUUGAGAAUGUCAAUUCUAAUGAGUUUAAAGAUAUAUUGAGAAACUUAAUCGUCGGAGAUGUCAAAUUUGAGGAGUUUAUAGAGAGUGAUGGAUCAGUAUUAGAGAGUAUAAUUGCAGAAGAAUUAGGAGCAUAA
This is a messenger RNA of Lodderomyces jiufengensis, 615 nucleotides long. Its product is annotated as N-acetylglucosaminyldiphosphodolichol N-acetylglucosaminyltransferase catalytic subunit. The record is from RefSeq and is a predicted model, not a curated record. Bases 1 to 615 code for a protein of 204 amino acids. Gene Ontology annotation, cellular component: UDP-N-acetylglucosamine transferase complex; extrinsic component of endoplasmic reticulum membrane. Lineage: Eukaryota; Fungi; Ascomycota; Pichiomycetes; Serinales; Debaryomycetaceae. Gene Ontology annotation, molecular function: hexosyltransferase activity. Gene Ontology annotation, biological process: dolichol-linked oligosaccharide biosynthetic process. The transcript has a single exon.